Molecule: messenger RNA, 3027 nt
Organism: Megalobrama amblycephala (Wuchang bream)
Lineage: Eukaryota; Metazoa; Chordata; Actinopteri; Cypriniformes; Xenocyprididae
Product: zinc finger protein 239-like
Exons: 2
Coding region: 1068-2135 (355 amino acids)
Biological process (GO): regulation of DNA-templated transcription
Molecular function (GO): RNA polymerase II cis-regulatory region sequence-specific DNA binding; DNA-binding transcription factor activity, RNA polymerase II-specific
Source: RefSeq, a predicted model, not a curated record
GUAAUGUAUUCAACAAAUGAUAACAACUAAUAGACACCAUUUUAAAGCAUUUGCAAGGUUAAAAGUAACAGCACAACUAAAUGAAAUCAAUGUAUAUGCUCAUACAUACAUGCUGUGCUUUAUCCUAACAUUACACGAAGUGAAUGUCUGCAUUCAGCCAGGCGACGACAUAAUGCACAAAACGUGCAAACUAAUAAAAACAUAAACGGUUACAAAAAAGAUAAACAAUUUUAGUUUAGGCAUAAGUUCGUACUUUAAUUAUCCACUGAGAUAUGAGGAGCAAGCUCCACCCACUGGAACCGAAAAUCUCGUAACGGAAGCGGUCGACUGGCAUAAUAAAAGCUCCGCUGGUCGAUUGUGUCUCCGGUGAAGCUGAACUCUCUUCCUGUCACGUUCACCUCGCGCGGACCGACCGUUUAUUUACAUACAGUCACACGUUCACACAGUAAACUAAUGCACACUUCUGAAGAUCUGACUGCUGGAUUCGAUUAAGUCUGCAAGACAUAUUGGAGGAGAAAGAGGAGAGCGAAUAACAGCAUCAUCAUCAUGACAAAACUGGAGAAAUCUUUGAGUUGCUCAUUGAAAGGAGGAGCUAAAAAAUCUUUCACCUGCCCUCAGUGUGGAAAGAGUUUCCUGUACAAAAAAAGUCUUAAACCUCACAUGAAAAUCCACACUGUAGAGAAGGCGCACACAUGUGAUCAAUGUGGAAAGAGUUUUUCACAAGCAAACGCUCUUAAAUUACAUCUGCGUUCUCAUUGUGGAGAAAGACAAUUUAACUCUGAUCAAUGCGGCAAAACAAUUCUUAGUGCAGAAUCCCUGAAUGUUCAUGCAAAGCGGAAGCGUUACGCGUGUUCUUUGUGUGGAAAGAGUUUUUCACGAAUGAGUAAUUUAAGACUUACACCAGAAAAGACACAGUGGUGUGAAGGAUCAUGUGUGCUUUGAUUGUGGGAAGACCUUUACUAGAUCUGACACAUUGAAAGAGCACCAAAGAAUUCACACUGGAGAAAAACCUUACAAGUGUUCGUACUGUGACAAGAGAUUCAGUCGGCCAGGACAUCUGAAAAGACAUGAAAGGACCCACACUGGAGAGAAACCUUAUAAAUGUGAUCGAAUGUGGGAAAAGUUUUACACAAAAAGGAAGCUUAAAUGAUCACCUAAAAAUCCACACUGGAGAGAAGCCGUACACGUGUGAUCAGUGUGGGAAGAGUUUUGCAUGUGCAAAAACUCUUAAAUUACAUCUGCGUUCUCAUUCUGGAGAAAGGCCAUUUAACUGUGAUCAGUGCGGGAAAAAAUUUCUUUGGGCAGAUCAUCUGAAGAGGCACCUGAAAGUUCAUACAAAACUGAAGCCUUACGUUUGUUUGUGUGGAAAGAGUUUUUCACGAAUGGAUUAUUUUAAAAUACACCAGAAAAGUCACAGCAUUGUUAAGGAUCAUAUGUGCUUUGAUUGUGGAAGUACUUUUACAACAGCAGCUGUAUUGAAUCGGCACCAGAGGAUUCACACUGGAGAAAAACCUUACAAGUGUUCACACUGUGACAAGAGAUUCAGUCAGUCUGGAGCUCUGAAAAAUCAUGAAAUGAUCCACUCUGGAGAGAAGCCGCACACAUGUGAUCAGUGUGGGAAGAGUUUCACACUAAAAGGAUCUCUUAAGUCACACAUGAAAAUCCACACUGGAGAGAAGCCAUAUAAAUGUGAUCAAUGUGAGAAGAGUUUCACACAUGCAUACACUCUUAAAGUACAUCUGCAUAUUCACUCUGGAGAAAGACCCUUUAACUGUGAUCAGUGUGGUAAAACAUUUCCUGUUGCAGAAAAUCUGAAGAAGCACCUGAAAGUUCAUACAAAGGAGAAGCCUUACACGUGUUCUUCAUGUGGAAAGGGUUUUAGCCAGCUGGGUAAUUUAAAAGUACACCAGAAAAGACACAGUGGUGUGAAGAAUCAUAUGUGCUUUGAAUGUGGGAAGACCUUCACUGUAGCCGAGACACUGAGAAAGCACCAGAGGAUUCACACUGGAGAAGAAACGCAUGAGAGGAUCCACACCGGAGAGAAGCCGCACACAUGUGAUCAGUGCGGGAAGAGUUUCACUCAGUUAGGAUCGCUACAUCGUCAUACUAGAAACAGCUGUCUGAAAUUAAACUAGUUCAUGUUCAGAUCCAGCACAUUUAAAGUGUUGCUGCGUCAUCACCGAAUGUGAGCCAAUAACACACUUGGCAAUAAAGGCUAUCUUUCAUAACUAUCUUAAUCUGUCCCAACCAGCCUCAUUAAAACAUUGUUAAGCUUUAAGACCAGCUUCAAAUAAUAUUUCUAAAGAUGUUUUCUACAGAAGAAGUGACACAAAUCAAAGAUGUCCUUCUGUAUGGAUUAAAGCUGAAUGUUAUUACUGUGGACCAUGGUUUCAUAGACAAAAUUCAUCUGCAUUCUCAUUCUGGUCUUUUCGAAUUCAGUAGCUUCUUUUUGACUUAAAGAAAAAAAGACAAACAUUUUGGAUGACAUGAGGGUGAGAAAAUUAUCAGGGAAUUUGAACUUGAAAUGAACUGAUCCUUUAAUCAGUUAAUUGGUGAAGCAACUACAAAAAUCAGAUGAAAGACCAGAGUGAGAAUGCAGAUGAAUUUUGUCUAUGAAACCAUGGUCCACAGUAAUAACAUUCAGCUUUAGUCCAUACAGAAGGACCUCUUAGAUUUGUGUCACUUCUUCUGUAGAAAACGUCUUUAGAAAUAUUAAUUGAAGCUGGUCUUAAAGCUUAACAAUGCUUUCAUUCGAAAAGAAUAGCUUUAAAUUUUGAUAAAUGGAUAUAAAUAUAAUACAUAAAUGCCUCUGGAGCAUUUUGCAUUUGGAGCAUUUUGAAGGUGAGUAAAUAGGCCUAAUGGAUUUUUCUUUCUUUUUUUUUUUUUUUUUUUUUUUUUUUUUUGGUGAACUAAAUCUGUAUAUAAUUACAAACCAUGGGGUUAGCGCCAUCUAGUGUGCGUAAAGAUGACGUAGCUCUUACUGCAUCUGUUUUGUUAUUCAAAAUAAAUACUAAAACUAUAUUGUCA